CUGCACCUUGCAGUUUUUCCUGCACGCGCGGAGCAACCGAACUCGGCUUUUAAACACCGCAUGCGGAUUUAUUUCAUGUCAUUUAUAUAAUGCACGGGACGAAUCGCGUUUAUUUGCGCAUUAAUGGAGGUGUGACAGAGAUCACGUGACCUUUAAAGGUCGUCGCUAUAAAUCGGCUUAUAGUGCGCACGCAGUUACACGCGCACACGCACAUAAAUAUAUAUAUACACACACACACACACGUGCGCACACACGCAUACAGCGGAGAUCAAAAUCUGGACUAGCAUGACAGACCAGGCGUAUGUCACACUCGCUACAAAUGACAGCUAUGCUAAAGGAGCGAUGGUGCUCGGUGUAUGUUUGAGGAACCACAGAACAUCUCGUAAGCUUGCCAUACUGAUCGGAGAUGACGUUUCACAACCCUUCAGGUCAGCCCUCAGUCAGAUCUUUGACGAGGUGUGUGAGGUGAAUGUGUUAGACAGCGGAGAUCCGGCUUGCUUGGCGAUGAUGAAGAGACCCGAGCUCAGCGUGACCUUCACUAAACUGCACUGCUGGAGCCUCACACACUAUUCAAAGUGUGUGUUCAUGGACGCAGACACACUGGUUCUGUGUAACAUUGACGAGCUGUUUGAGCGUGAGGAGCUCUCGGCGGCGCCCGACCCCGGCUGGCCCGACUGCUUUAACUCGGGAGUGUUUGUGUUUCAGCCGUCGAAGGAAACGUACACCAGCUUACUGAACGCCUGCAUCCUGAACGGCAGCUUCGACGGUGGGGAUCAGGGUCUGUUAAACAGUUAUUUCAGCGACUGGGCUACAGCUGAUAUCGCUAAACACCUUCCCUUCAUCUAUAACCUGAGCAGUAUUUCCAUCUACACCUACCUACCAGCGUUCAAACACUUUGGCCACAAUGCCAGGGUGAUCCACUUCCUGGGUGAGAAGAAGCCGUGGGAUUAUCAGCUCGGUGAUGGUGAUGGUGAUGAAGAGAGCAGGAGUGAGACGGGGCAGUGUCGUUCUUCCUCUCUGUAUCCGGAUUACGUUCAGCAGUGGUGGAGUGUGUUUAAGUCGUCGGUGCUGCCGUUACUCUCGAAGGAGCACACAUGUCCGCCUUCGGACACGCCCGACGUGGAGCAGGAGACUGUGUACGUCGAGGCAGCGCGAGUGGAGGAGUGUGUUCAUCCAUCGGCUUCUCAAACCUCCUCACAGGACAGGAAGCAGAAGUGGGAGCAAGGAGACGCUGAUUAUCUCGGAGAGGACUCGUUCACACACAUCGAGAGAAAACUCGACUCCUUCCUCAAGUGAACAACACACACACACACACAAUCUUUCUCUCUCUCACACACACACAGACACACUUACUUUUAUACUACUCCUUAUGUGUGGAACACAAACACACAUCUGUUUUCUUAGGUUUGUGCUUGUGAUGAUGUAAUAUGUAUUUAUGUUUUUAAUUCUGUACAAUAUCAUCACACACACACAGACACUCACACACUCGGGAUUAUAUUUGUUUCAAAAGUAGGGAUGCAUCGAUACUGAUACUCUGAAAAAAAUCCUCCAAGACCAACAUCCGAUACCAGGUAAUACUACGUAACCCUCGCGCUAAUGGACCGCGAUCUGGACGUAUUCCACCAUUAAUGAUCAAAGCAAAGCAGACUGCAAACUGAAAAUAUCAAGAGGAGGAUCUACAGCGUCUUCCUACAACGAAUACGAGCGAUAAAACAUCUUAAACAAUCGCUACGCCAGAAAAAAACAUCCAUGGACGACGCUAGGUGAGCGAAAAUAACCGCUCUUACGUUCCAGACAAUCAUAUGCUAUCGUCAUGACAACGAGGGAUUCUGACGCAGUGAAAACAUAAAAACAAAAAACGUACUUUACUUACAGCUGUACAUAAACACUUUUCUGACGUGAAACAAAACCCGCUUUUCUCCACUGCUAACUAACUCGCGUAGCUAGCUAAUCAACUCGCUAGCGCUAAGAACGAGUCUAGUACGAGCCCGAGCACAUGAACAAACCCGUGUGAACUGGAGAAACAUACAGCUAAAGACAAUGUUCCUUGAGGGUGUCUGACUGAUUAAUAUCAAGUACGUUACUCAUUCCUGUAUCGGUAUCAGUUUCAUUAUUGACGAGUACUAAAAUACUAAAUACUAAAAAAAAAAAUUUAAAUAUGCUAUCGGUGCAUCCCUAGUCAAAAGUAUUGAAUGUAAUUUUUUUUAAUGGAAAAAAUUACCUCAAAAUCCGAACAUGGGUCUCAGUCUUCCACAUAAAGUGUAGCCUUGGGUUACGAUUUGUGUUCGGUUACAAGACUAAUAUAGUGGGUGUGGUUUAACGAUCUCGGUCUCUACUGGCUUUUUGUGAUGCAUGUGUAUGAACAAACGCAGGAUAAAUUAAAGAGACAAACGACGUACUGUACUGAUGCUAAUCCGCCCCAUUAUUCACCACAGAAUAAAAGGGGCGAGGCUUAAAGCAGAUGGCUCAACAUGGCUACUGAUGGCAGCUUCUGUCUCUGUCCUCCAAACUGUAACUCUUUAAUGAGCUGUAAAAAGAAAAACACGCGUUAGCCAGCACUGUUCUUACAAUAUAUUACAGCUAGCACUUCAUGUGCAAACCAAUGUUGCCUUCAUGUGCUUUUAAUUAUCCCUUCAAAUCAUAACUACUGUGAGCUUCAGAAAACAAAUGACUGAAUUUUUACCCGAUUAUCAUGGUGGAGAAAAGGACUAGCUAGAUGUAGUUCCUCUAAAAAGUUUAGCUAUUAUGUGUUAUGAAGUUUCAUUUUCCUCACAACUCAUGAUGUUUGGUCUGGAGCUGAAGCUAAAUAGCUUCAAAUAUCUAAAUAGCUCACUUGCAACUAAAACUCCACAAAUAAACUGCUAAAUAAAAUAAGAUCCACUCAACAGGAACCACUGCUAUCACCGCCCCGUUAGCAUUAUUGUAUUAGCAAUAUUUAAGGCCUUUAAAUGAAUGAUGUUUGCAUCAUACCUCUGUGCUGUUACUCUGAGAGAAAACUGUAUCUGAAAUAAAGAAUUAGCUAAACA
This is a messenger RNA of Ictalurus punctatus (channel catfish), 3026 nucleotides long. RefSeq names its product glycogenin 1a (gene gyg1a). Bases 286 to 1296 code for a protein of 336 amino acids. Gene Ontology annotation, cellular component: cytoplasm. Gene Ontology annotation, molecular function: glycosyltransferase activity. The transcript is spliced from 7 exons. The record is from RefSeq and is a predicted model, not a curated record. Lineage: Eukaryota; Metazoa; Chordata; Actinopteri; Siluriformes; Ictaluridae.